CCUCUUAUAUUGGUGAUGCGAAUUUGAAUAUCACACUCGGAUAUAUACCGCAAUGCGUUGACAAUUCAUCGUACAUAUUUUCAGAUACGACAAGAAACUCAUUUCUUCGAUAUAUCCGCUAUCUAAAUUUAUUAGGCCCAUUUUCAAUAUUGUAAAAAUUGUUUUGUGACUUUAAAUCAAUUUCGUAUUUAUCCAAUCAGAAAUUUGUGUUGCACAUUGUCAACACCGAAAAGUUUAAUAAAAAUGUUCAGGUUAUGUUUCGCUCUGUUACUCGUUAGAACUGUAUUGGGCGAAAAUGUUGCUGGCAAUCAUCCGCCACGUUAUUCGGACGAAGAGAUUUCAAUGUGCAUGAAUGUAUUUUACGACAAAAAAUAUUGUACCAUUUGUGAUGGUGACAACGUCUUGACAAAUUUUGUGGCAAACGAUCGUGUCAAAAGCCAUUUGGAGAAGCUAUGUUCAGAAUGUGAAAAUGACGCAUGGAAACAAGAAAGAAUCAAGGCAAAUGCAAACAACGGUCAAAACAUGAUGCAAGUGUUUCACGAUGUUGGUGUGGAUUGGUGUUGCGAUGCCGUUGGCCUGGCUGGAAAGACAACUGGUGAUAAGUCAACCAAUCAACCCAAGGAAAAGCAAACCCGAAGUCGACGAGGCAUACGGUUGAUACAGACGAUCCAUAGACAUUCAAAAUUCGACAAACGACCAAAUUUCGAUGAUUUUAAUAUGACUGUAAAGAUAAUGGCCGUUUUUGGAUUUGUAACGCUUGUCCUUGUAGGUAUGAUGCAAGUUCUAAGUGGAGCACUGAAAUAUUGUUCUAAUCGUUCCAAUAGUGAAAAUGAUGAAUGCUACGUUAAUAACAAAAUCACUUCAGAGUACCAAUUUUUUGAAGUGUAAUUUUGUGAAGAUAUUUCAUAUUCAAUCACCAGGAAUUGAGUGUAAUAAAUAAUGUCGUUAUGAAAGCAA
Contarinia nasturtii (swede midge) is the source of this 957-nucleotide messenger RNA. RefSeq lists its product as uncharacterized. NCBI's taxonomy places the organism in Eukaryota, Metazoa, Arthropoda, Insecta, Diptera, Cecidomyiidae. The record is from RefSeq and is a predicted model, not a curated record. The transcript has 4 exons. Bases 244 to 888 code for a protein of 214 amino acids.